This is a messenger RNA of Meriones unguiculatus (Mongolian gerbil), 3736 nucleotides long. It is a transcript of the gene Tbc1d23, whose product is annotated as TBC1 domain family member 23. Gene Ontology annotation, cellular component: trans-Golgi network. The record is from RefSeq and is a predicted model, not a curated record. The transcript has 19 exons. The coding region runs from base 115 to 2214 and encodes 699 amino acids. NCBI's taxonomy places the organism in Eukaryota, Metazoa, Chordata, Mammalia, Rodentia, Muridae. Gene Ontology annotation, biological process: retrograde transport, endosome to Golgi; embryonic brain development.
UCGCUCUGGUGAGUCUCAGCCUCAAGACUUCAUAACUCCUUUUACGACACUGAGUCUCAGACAGUCUCGGCGCCAGGUCCACUUUUCGGCAAAGUGACGUGGACGUCAACAGCAAUGGCGGAAGGAGAGGAGCUUCUGCCACUGUCAACGUCGGGCGGGGACAGCUGGGAAAAAGAUCUUGAAGAAGCCCUUGAAGCAGGAGGUUGUGAUCUUGAAACUUUGAGAAAUAUAAUUCAAGGGAGACCACUGCCCACUGAACUGAGGGCCAAGGUUUGGAAGAUUGCUCUGAACGUUGCAGGAAAAGGUGAUAGUUUGGCAUCAUGGGAUGGUAUUUUAGACUUGCCCGAGCAGAACACUAUUCAUAAAGAUUGUCUAGAGUUUAUUGAGCAGCUCUCAGUGCCAGAGGAGAAGGCAGCAGAAUUACUUCUGGAUAUUGAAUCCGUAAUUACUUUUUACUGUAAAUCACGCAAUGUUAAAUACAGCACGUCCCUGAGCUGGACUCAUCUACUGAAGCCUCUGGUGUGUCUCCAGCUGCCUCGCAGCGACCUCUACAACUGCUUUUAUGCCAUCAUGAAUAAGUAUAUUCCCAGGGAUUGUUCUCUGAAGGGGAGGCCAUUUCAUCUCUUCCGAUUACUCAUCCAGUACCACGAACCUGAGCUUUGUUCUUUUCUUGAUACAAAGAAAAUUACUCCAGACUCCUAUGCACUCCACUGGCUCGGGAGCCUUUUUGCACAUUUCUGUUCCAUCGAAGUCACCCAGGCGAUAUGGGAUGGAUAUCUACAGCAAGCGGAUCCAUUUUUUAUUUAUUUCUUAAUGUUAAUUAUCCUUGUUAAUUCAAAAGAAGUUAUUUUAGCACAAGAGUCUGACAGCAAAGAAGAAGUUAUCCACUUCUUGGAAAGUACUCCAUCCAGCUUGAAUCUGGAAGAUAUAGAAGAUCUCUUCUCUUUGGCUCAGUAUUACUGCAGUAAAACACCAGCUUCUUUUAGGAAGGAUAACCAUCAUCUCUUUGGUAGUACUCUGCUGGGAAUCAAGGAUGAUGAGGCAGAUUUGAGCCAGGCUCUGUGUCUGGCUGUUUCAGUGUCAGAGAUACUUCAAGCAAAUCAGCUACAAGGGGAAGGAGUCCGGUUCUUUGUGGUGGACUGCCGUCCUGCAGAACAGUAUAAUGCUGGGCAUUUGUCAACUGCAUUCCACUUAGACUCAGACCUGAUGCUCCAGAAUCCAUCCGAGUUUGCACAGUCAGUAAAGUCCUUGCUGGAAGCACAGAAGCAGUCCAUUGAGUCCGGCUCCAUAGCCGGUGGGGAGCACCUCUGUUUUAUGGGCAGCGGCAGAGAGGAGGAAGACAUGUAUAUGAACAUGGUCCUGGCCCACUUUUUACAGAAAAACAAAGAAUAUGUUAGUAUUGCCAGUGGAGGAUUUAUGGCCCUUCAGCAGCACCUGGCAGACAUAAACGUGGAGGGACCAGAAAGUGGAUAUGGCCAUUGGAUUGCCAGUACCUCAGGCUCAAGGAGCAGUAUUAGUUCCGUCGAUGGUGAAUCUUGUAAUGGCUCAAAUGAUAGAGGGAUGAAGUCCCUUGUAAAUAAAAUGACUGUGGCUCUAAAGACAAAAUCUGUUAAUGUCAGGGAAAAGGUCAUCAGCUUUAUUGAGAAUACAUCAACUCCUGUGGACCGAAUGUCUUUCAAUCUUCCUUGGCCAGACAGAUCAUGUACAGAGCGGCAUGUGAGCAGCAGUGACCGAGUGGGCAGGCCUUACCGAGGGGUGAAGCCUGUGUUCAGCAUUGGGGAUGAAGAGGAGUACGACACAGAUGAAAUCGACAGCUCGUCCAUGUCAGAUGAUGACAGGAAGGAAGUUGUAAACAUCCAGACCUGGAUCAACAAGCCAGACAUCAAGCAUCAUUUUCCCUGUAAAGAAGUCAAAGAGAGUGGACAUAUGUUUCCUAGUCAUCUGUUGGUUACUGCAACACAUAUGUACUGCUUAAGGGAAAUUCUUUCGAGGAAAGGACUGGCUUACAUCCAGUCUCGACAAGCACUAAAUUCUGUAGUUAAAAUUACGUCCAAAAAAAAACAUCCUGAGCUAAUUACCUUCAAGUAUGGAAACAGUAGUGCUUCUGGGAUAGAAAUCUUGGCUGUUGAAAGGUAUUUGAUCCCAAAUGCAGGAGAUGCUACCAGAGCCAUAAAACAGCAGAUCAUGAAAGUGUUGGAUGCGUUGGAAAGUUAAUGUAAAAGAAAAUUAUUUAAGUGAAAUUAAGGCAACCAAGAGAAACAUGAAAAUAUAUUUCCUGACUCAAUACUAACCAGAGAGACCCUUCAUUUGCUCAUAGGGGUGCCUGAGUAGAGGGUCUAAAUGCAAAUUAUUGUAAUCAAUCUUGGGAUGGGUACACUUUUUUAAAAAUUUCUUUUGCAUCUUUGGUUUUAUAAGGUGAUUUAUUAUAAAGGUCAGUUAUUAAAUGACCUUGAAGUAACUGGCCUUGUGCCCUAUGGAUCAAGGGUGCAGAAUGCAGUUCUGUUUUGAAGAGCUGUUUUAAGGGACAUGCAUAAUUUUCAGGUUUUAAAACAACUGUACACACACAUAUUUGCAAUGUCUUCACUGAAAUUUAGAGAUAGAAUUAGUUGGAGGGACUUAAUUGCUACAUUGAGUUUUUCUACAAUGAGCAAUACCAGAAGAUAAAAACGUAGAUUAAUAAUUAGCUCACUGUUUCUGUUCUUAAAAAGAUUGAAGUCUGUUUAAUGGAAUGGAUGGAGAUCAAUCAUAGCCAACCAAAAGAUAGCCCAUGGUGGCACACAGAAGCCUCAGCUUCACCCCAUCUUCACUCCAGUAGGUAAUUAUUUGAGACUAAUUGUCUCGGAGAUAGUGAACAUCAUCCCAGUGGUUGCUAAGGAACAGUUAACAGCAUUUAGAAGUAUGUAGGCAUGUUAAGGUUAAAGUUAGCAAUGGGGGAGAGAAUUGUAUCUGUAAAAUGACAUUUGGUCUAGGGUAUUUCAGAAUGCUUUGAACACACCGAUCACCCUCCUUGAGAUGACCACCUGUGACCACACUAAUGGCAAGUUUUAAAAAAGAGAAUCAGAGAGCUGUAGAAAUUUCAUUGUUUUCCUAUCACUUUCUAAAAAAAAUUUUUUUUUUGGUUUUGUCUGCUCAGUAAAACUCCAGUCAUUGAAACUACUUUUAUUCUUUUACUCUGAAAAAAUGGAAGUGGCCUUCUUUGUUUUGCAGCUUACUCAGAUUAGUUUCCAUGGCCCAUAUUAGUCACAUCUGCUGAGAGAGCCAGAACAUCUUUUGGACCAUGGGAUGAUUUUCACAAAAUCUGUUUGAAAAAUAGUAAAUACACCCUGCCAUUCAUAAAAUGUAAUAGAUUUUCUCUAGGGGUUUGGUUGAUAGAAAUAUCUAGAUGUACCUGACUAGUAGCCAGUUGUUUUAAUUUGCUUAAUGGAAAUCAAGUGAAUAAGAGAUAAUAUAAUUAAAAGAACUUUAUUCUGAUAUCUAAAUAAAAACAAUUUAUUUGAGUGGUUGAAGACAUUUGCAUGAAAUUGCACCUUGUGCAGUACUUGAUAUUUAUAACUCUUCCCCCAAACUGUUGUAUUUCAUUUUUUCCAUUUUCUUGAAACCCUCUUUGAAAUGUCCGAAGUCUCAUUUUUCAACCAUCUCAGCUAUGGGACUAUUUUUCAUAAUAUUAAUGUAAAGAUGUUUGUGUUACUGUUUAUAAAUUACAAUUGUAAAUAAACUGAUACAAGUUUGCUCAAAA